Messenger RNA from Didymella exigua CBS 183.55, 2769 nucleotides. RefSeq lists its product as uncharacterized. The record is from RefSeq and is a predicted model, not a curated record. The coding region runs from base 224 to 2287 and encodes 687 amino acids. Gene Ontology annotation, cellular component: membrane. Gene Ontology annotation, molecular function: fluoride transmembrane transporter activity. The transcript has a single exon. Gene Ontology annotation, biological process: fluoride transmembrane transport. Lineage: Eukaryota; Fungi; Ascomycota; Dothideomycetes; Pleosporales; Didymellaceae.
CAGCGUCCAUGGUCUGCUUCGGGCGAGCCAGCAGCGCCCAACUAGGACCGACUCGCGUGCCAAUUUUGCUAGAUGCGCCGAACCUUGUGUUCGCAACAUGUCGAGUGACUGCGCCGCCGUCAGGGGCGUUUGUCCUGCACCAAGUUCAGUGACUGAGACAGUGAGACGUGAGACUGGCGAAGGGUGAGGUUCUGCGUCAUCACACAAGGUAUUGCGCAUCGACAUGGCCGACGACGAUGAGCCCACCAAGCGCGCGAGCCACUUCAACGAGCAGCGCGCGAGUCUGCGCUCCGACACCAGUCGCGGCUCGUCCAACACGCGCUCGCGCUCGCGGCACCAGAGUCUGCUGUCCCAGAGACAGAGCCAGUGGCCCACCAACGACGGCUUCGAGCUCUAUCCAGAUCGUGCCGAUAGCGAGACGCUGCCCUCGCCACCCGGGAGCCCGUCGCCGGCGCCUGUGAUUCCACGGGACCGUUCCGAGACGCUCGCCAGCCACGAGAGGGAGCAGACGCAGAGCAAGAGAUGGAGCGCGGGGAGAGAUUCGGCCACGUCGCGAUCCAAGUCACGCACAAGAGACUCGGCCACGUCGCGGUCCAAAUCACGCACAAGAGCCCCUUCCAUGCCGCGGUCCAAGUCACGCACAAGAGCCCUUUCCAUGCCGCGGUCCAAGUCUCGCACGAGCGCCCCGUCCAGAGGCCGCAACAUCGAAGACCUCCUCAUCGCCGCGUCGUGGGACCAUCUGGACUUCUUGUCCUCGCCGCCGCCAGACAUGCCGCCCGGCAGAGAAGAGUACUGGCGCGCCAAGUCGGAAAUCAAUCAGAGCAGCGCAAGCAACCUGCCGCAACCGUCGUCAUCGAGGAACGCAGCAGUGCCACGCACUCCCUCCAAGACGUCGCGACGCCCCUCGCUCUUCAGCUGCUCCAACGCCAGCAGCUCGCCUCGAUCGCAGAACGGCAUCACGGCGCUUCCCAUCAUGGCGCCUCCCACCGCGGCGGAUGACGCACCGCAGCUCUCAGGCGCGGAGCGCUACCACCGGUCCCAGCCAACGGCCAAGGCCCAGCGCAUGUCCAGACUGGCGACGGAAGUGUACACCAUCUGCUUUCUCAUCUUCUUCGCCAUCUGGGGCUCACUGGCGCGUCUCGGGCUGCAGGCGCUGACCUUUUACCCGGGCGCGCCUGUCGUCUUCAGCGAGCUGUGGGCCAACGUCGCGGGCACGUUUGUGAUGGGGUUUCUGGCCGGGGACGUGCGGCUGUUUCGCGACGAGUGGGGGAGUCACGGCGGCGAAGCAGCCGUGGUAGUUCAGCCCGUCGAUUGGCCCGCAGAGGGACACGAGUCGCUGGAGAGGCAGGGCACCUUUGACAAGUCUGACAGGAAACGGCACGGCACCUUUGACAGGAAACGGCACGGCGCCUCUGACAGGAAACGGCACGGCGCCUCUGACAAGAAACGGCACGGCGCCUUUGACAAGAAACGGCACGGCCAAGUCAAGAAGACAAUCCCGCUGUACAUUGGCUUGACGACAGGCUUCUGCGGGAGCUUGACCAGCUUCUCGUCGUUUGUGCGCGAUGUGUUCCUCGGCCUCAGCAACGACCUGCCCGCGCCGACCUACCACGCUACAUCGGCGCCGUCGACGCUCGUCCACCGCCAGGCAGGAUACUCGGUCAUGGCGCUGCUCGGCGUGGUGCUCGUGACGGUCGCGCUGUGUCUCUGCAGCCUCAAGGCCGGCGCCCACCUCGCCGCCGCCCUGGACGGCAUCACGCCCACGCUGCCCUUUGGCAGCACCCGCCGGCUCGUGGACCCGCUCUUCGUCGUCGCAGGAAUCGGGUCCUGGAUCGGCGCAGUCGCCCUCGCGUGUCGGCCGCCGCACGACGCAUGGCGCGGCCAAGCGCUCUUCGCGUGCGUGUUCGCGCCCCUGGGCUGUCUGGGCCGCUACUACGCCAGUCUCGCGCUCAACAGCGUCAACCCGGCGUUCCCGCUCGGCACGUUUGUGUGCAACAUGUUCGGCACCGCGGUGCUGGGCAUGAGCUACAAUCUCCAGCGCGUCGCCAUCAGAGGGGUUGCGGGCGGCGGCCUCGUCGGGUGCCAGGUGCUGCAGGGCAUCGAGGACGGCUUCUGUGGCGCGCUGACGACGGUCAGCACGUGGAUGCUGGAGCUGGAUACGUUGCCGAGGACGCACGCAUAUGUGUACGGCGCGAGCAGUGUGGUCGUGGGGGUCAGUAUGCUGACGGUGGUCAUGGGCAGUGUGCGGUGGAGUGUGGGGUGGGAGGCGGUUGCCUGUGCGACGUGAUGGGAUGAUGACAACCGGACAUGUAAUGAUUCAUGAUGGGAAUAGGGUGUGUACAGUGUGGGUGUGUACAGUGUGGGUGUGUAGAGUGUGGGGUAUACAGUGUGGGUGUAUACAGUGUGGGUGUAUACAGUGUGGGGUAUACAGUGUGGGGGUAUACAGUGUGGGUGUAUGUGAUAUGGGCGUAUAUAGCGUGGGCGUAUAUAGCGUGGGCGUAUAUAGUAUGGGCGUAUAUAGUAUGGGCGUAUGUGAUAUGGGCGUAUAUAGCGUGGGCGUAUAUAGUGUGAGCGUAUAUAGUAUGGGCGUAUAUAUAGUGUGAGCGUAUAUAGUAUGGGCGUAUAUAAUAUGGGCGUAUAUGGGCGUAUAUGGGCGUAUAUAAUAUGGGCGUAUAUGGGCGUAUAUGGGCGUAUAUAAUAUGGGUGCAUACAACAUGGGCGCAUACAACAUGGGCGCAUACAACAUGGGCGUGUAUACCUCGUAGCCGG